Molecule: messenger RNA, 15699 nt
Organism: Varroa destructor (honeybee mite)
Lineage: Eukaryota; Metazoa; Arthropoda; Arachnida; Mesostigmata; Varroidae
Gene: HERC2
Product: E3 ubiquitin-protein ligase HERC2
Biological process (GO): protein ubiquitination
Molecular function (GO): ubiquitin-protein transferase activity; metal ion binding
Source: RefSeq, a predicted model, not a curated record
AAGAGAAGGCGCAGCAUACCUGAGGUGGUAAACGAAAUAGAAAUCGAAAAAGACUGAAGUGAGUGGAAAAUGUGGCUGAAUUGCGGGAAUUGUCUGGCUAUAUUGAUAGACCAAUGUAGAACUAUCAGACAGUAAAAUAAUUACGCCUUCCAUCCCCACACAGUAAAAAUAAGCAAAAUAUAAAACAUAAAUAGACUCUUAUUUAAUGUGAGUCAAGUGAGUGUGUGUUAGUGGGUCUGUGGUUAUAUGGUGUUCCCAGUGCCAGCAGAUCAGCUGAGUGUUAGCACCAAAGACGGAGCGCGUCCAUCUUUUGGACUGACUCUACAAACAAUAAUGUUGCCCUUUGGAGGCAAUGAAGCUGGUUGCAGAAGUUUGGGCGGUAUGAGCAACUGUGAAUGCUUUCGUUUGAGGCCUUCCCCUGCCCACGAUGCAAAAUGGCGCCGGGCCGACCUUCAAGACACAUUUCGGGAACCACUAGCCACCAGACUUUGGUUCCAUCUCCUGGCAGAUUGUGAGCUUGAGACCUGUUGGAACGCUGUUGACCCGCCACAAGCUGACGGUGAUAUCGGGAAGGAUGACGGAGCAUCGGGCGGUCGGUGGAGUUCAAGUGGAAUGUGCAAAAAAUGCUUUCCCCUGCCAUCCGCAAAAGUGGGCUCAAGCCCAACAUCAGCCCAGAUUUUGGAAAACUGGACAUGGGCAGAUCCACCAGGCAGGGCGAAUAUUCUACGAUAUUUUGAAGAGUUAUCGCGCGAGGAUCACUGGACGGCGUGUGAAUCUGCUCGCACUACGCUCUGGUCGCGAAGACUACGACAACAACUUUUAUUGGCCGAACGCUUUUUCACGGCUCAAGGAACUCUUGCUGUUAGUGAUACCCAUUUUGGGUUCUCCGUCAAAGCGCCCACCCGGACCGGAACUGCGCCCCCUGCAUCGAUACCGAAGCAGCCAUCAACUGAAAACCAACCGGCAGGACCAUCGGGUGCUGUGGGCGGUAUGCAAACGACUGCACCGGACUUGACGCCUACAGAGGCGCUUGCUCGACUGGGGUCUAAAGCGGCCUUAGGUUUUGCGUUUGCGUUUUUAAAACGCGCUUGGCGUUGCGGAGAAGAUGGUGAUCUUUGCGCAGACCUACUGAGGGAUGCCCUUCACGCUUUGCGGGUUCUUCCUGCGGGAACUCUAUUUCGACAUGACAAUUCCGUGUGGUUGGAAGUCAUUGCUAUGAGCCACAAAUUCCUUCGGAGCGUCAUUCUUGACGAACUGAACAUGACGGUGCCCGAGGGAGAUCGGCAGCUGGCGCUUCGACUCCUGUUUGAGUUGGUCCUACAACAAGCAGGAUUGCAACAAGUGUUAUCGGCUGUACAGCUAUUGUGGACUUUAUGGGGUCGCGCUGACAACAGACAGCCAGGACAAAUGUGCGCCUCUCUUCUUUCUGUCCUACAACGCUUUCAACAAAUCGCCUCUGCAAGCCAGUGGCCUACAGAUGAUGAUGGCUGGUUAUCAAUAAAUCCCAACCGUGCCCUCCUGGACUUUCUACAACUCCCGAGUGCCGAAUCAGAAGCAGAGUGUGAACAGCUACCCGUUGACCUUAAGCAGUGCGCAAUGCUGAUCAUGGCUUUGCUGGACAAGAUGGCAGCACCUCAUCUACCCAGAGCUUCAAAACGAACCUUCUGCGUACCGGAUACGGAACGGGAUGGUGUUUCGUGUCAGGAAGUCUUCUAUUGGGGCAAUGAGCGUCUCUGUAGCGGAAUGGCAAAGACCCUCACUCCAACUCGUCUUGACGAUCUUCAUCUGACAAUCAAGACGGUUGUUUUUUAUGAGGCGUACCUGCUCAUACUAGCCAAAGAUGGACGCAUCUACCGACAGGACUAUGAUGCAUUGUUUCUUUAUCCGUGUCAAUUGGUAAAUAUCAAGGAAAAAAUGUCUCAGUUAGCUAUUACUAUAAGCGAGAUCUUUGCCGUGUCGGAGGAAGGCAAACUCUACAAGUGGUCCCUUAGCGACGCAAGGGACGUUCGAGUGGUGGGCGUUCUUCCUGAUAUGGUGGAAUCGAUAAGCGCCUUUGGAGAAAACGUACUAGUUCUUUGUGGACCCGGAAACGGAGCGAAGACAACGCCUGGGUCGGCUCCUGGAGGAGUGCAAAGAUUAUUCGUACUUAAAACACUUGAAGAUAUCUCAACCGAAGUACGCUGCCCCGAUUCCCUUGGCACGACGGUUAGACUAAGCAAGGUUGUUAUUGGCAAUGGGGUUAACCUCGCCCUCACGCAACAUGGAGGAUUGUACAUGUGGGGCACGGAUCAACCAUUUCCCGAAUUGAGCUGCUUACACAAAUGUGUCGCCGACGUUUUUUCCGGCCACGGUAAAUGCAUAGCAUUGCAUAAGGAUGGCUCUUUGUACAUGUGGACAAGUUCAUGCCACUCGCCAGUGCAUCUCGAAGGUCUGUUAGGCGGUGUGAAAGCAAUUCAUGUGGCAUUAGGCCCAACUCGGUGUAUCUUUGUCGGCGAAGACCUCUCGUACUGGCUUUGGGACUAUCUUGAGCCUAAAACCACGGAACUGGACGUCUUAGCUGGGUUGCCGUUUGGAGGAGCUUCUGUUGGCCACGGCUCGAUGAUUAUGUGGAGCGAGGCAAGCACUCCGAGUGAGCCAAAAAUGCUUCCAUUCGUAUUGGAUUUAUCACUUGCUUCGGCUGAGCAUCUUGAACGAAUUUUAGCGAUAUGUAAUGGCACCGAAGAAGCGGACGCUCCAUUGGGUCAGGAAAAAGAGUCGAUGUGUGUCGCUGCCUUACAUCUAGUGACACUGCAAUUGCACACUAUGCACAUCCAUAAAGUACAUGUGCAAGGACUCGAACCCGGACAUAGCAAGGUCCUCUCGGCCUUGAAACAACGGAUCCUGGCCUUAGCAAGCUCAAUAACGUGUUGCAACGAGAGUAUCCGUUUAGCAGCGGCACAUUGCCUCUCGUUCUGUUGGCGUGUCCUUCUACCUUCGGCCGACGAACGCGCUCGAACGUUAUCUCUUUUGCUACCUCAAAGAUCGAACUUUCUCAUAGGUCUUCUUGUAGAGAGUUUGAUGUGCGAUGGCGCCCUGGAAUCAUUCGUGUACCGCGCCCAGUUUGAACAAGUCGCCUGCGCGAACGAACUCACAGAACAGGACUGCCGCGUGGCCAGCGAACAUUUAACAGAAAGCGCUCAAGCCGAAGCCCAGCAUAAACGGCCCCAGUUACCGCUUCUCUAUCUCGUACGGCAACUGUUACGAUCCAUUGCUCAAAGCACGCUCCAACAGAUGGACCCCUCACAUCUGUACGAACAACAACAGCAAUUCGUAAUGGAGGUCGAUCAGCAAGCCCCGGCGUUCGAAGGAGUGGCUAUUAAGUUUUUGCUCAAGUUUCAACGCAUUCUCUUUGCCGAGUUGAUGAACAUGCCAGAAUCAACGAAUGCCUCAAGCGACGAAGCUUCUGGGGAACAUCCAACGAUGGCUUUGCUUGUGCGGUACACAAAACUUCUUGUGACUCAUUGUGAGCAGAUCCUCGAAGCAUGCCAAAUGUAUGGGUCGACCGUGUCUCGUUACGUCUAUACCCUACACAAGAUAGUCGCUUCAACGAACUCGAUUGUAGGCACACUCCUUCCAGAGUUUGUGAUCUCGUGUCUCGUAUUAGAAACCGGGCGGUACCGACAUCGUGUAACCGCCGAAUUGGCAACCCUCGUCGAACCGCUUCUCGAUCAGCUCGAUGCCGUCAACGGAAGAUCACCGGCUGCAUCUAAAGAGGACGCUGAGAACUUGUCCUGGACAGGCCUCAACUCCCUCACCUGCAGCGCUAAAGAAAGGGUCGCCGCUGCAUCAGCUAUGGAGCAAACUAUGAAUAGUCAGCCACAGCGGCUGAUCCGGAAGUCUGAUUUGGAGAAUGUGAAACGUGAAGGCACUUCAGUGUGGAUCGUGAUCCGGGGUUUAGUCUAUGACGUGGGUGCCUUCAGCGCCUUGUCGCCACCCUGUGGCGAAGCAGCUAUCAAUGCCUUAAAUGGCGAGGAUGCAAGUAAAGCGUUCGAAGCGCGUCCGCAUUCUCAAGAAGCUCGGGCACUCCUCCAAAGCAUGGCGAUCGGCACGCUUCUUGACUCCGAGAACGAUCCCGUUCUCGAAUGCGAUGUUCACUCAUUUGGUUCACCUUUGGCGGACACUGAAUACGCAUUAGCUUAUUAUCUUGCUCUGAAUUCAAAAAAUUCUGCUUCGGUCGAUGCGGAAGCGGAAAAGACUAAUGUUCAAUAUUGGUUGAAGAGUCCUCUGUUUCUUGGUGGCCUAUAUAAACUGAAAUUUGAAGAGGAGAAGGGAGAGGUACGAAGUUGUGCAUCCAGUAAUUCUACAUCUCCUACUGAUGAAAAACAAUCAAGAGCAUGCGCCCAGCUUGACAGCGAUCUUUUUCUGAAUGCCUUAGCAACGAGCUCAGAUUCAGGCACCAUACCAUCACUUGAAAGGUUCCUUUGUUUGUGGAUCACGUACGCCAAACAGGAACGAUUGUCGCUUCCUUUAGAGCUCCCGUUAAACCACCCAAUUGAAGAGUUAUCGCGCCUACUUAUGGCCGUUUUACUUAAGCAUACGGGAGAAACGAUUAAUGCCAUGGGCGUUAGUGUACCUCUUGACUUCAGCGAAGCUGUGAAGACGUUUAUCAAGACCAUCCAACAGCUGAAAUGGUCGCUGAUAAAAACGCGCCAGGAUACUGGCGGAUCAUACAAAGAGGUCUGUUUUCCUGUUGCAGAACGAAGCCGCUUUCUGCUGUAUGAGGUACGGCCAGCAUUUGAGGCUGAACCCUUUUUGGCGGCUCCAUGCACUUCUCUUAGGUCUCGUUGGGUUUGGGCUUUUGACAAAAUACGAAACAUUCAACGAAGUCCCGAACUCGAAAGUGCUCCUUCUGAGCUGGAUUGGCGGAGCCUCAUGCACUGCGUGCAAGAGUUCGUGCUUCAGAGCGACGGUCAGCUGACAGACCUCGAACAGCUCCGAAAGCUUUACUUUAAACAGAAUGCAGUGGCAGUUAUACAACAAGCUGGUCUUGAGAGAAUGUUACAGCUAUUUUCGAAAAACGACUAUCUCACUUCGACCAAGUAUGCGCUUCAUUGCGGUUGGCAAGAUUUGCUGAAGAUCUCACAGACGUCAAUGACACAAUAUUGCCCAGAACUGACCCUUAUCUACCCCAAGCAACGGCGACAACUUCGAAAAACAUGUUCGAACCUAUUCGAUUGGUGUCUUCAGGAACUGCGCAAGCUACUCGUCGAAUGUAUUGGUGCGGACGGUGCCUACGGUCCAUCAAAUCGACAAACCGCUACAAGCAAAUUAGUUUCUUUGGAUAGUGCAACUGGCUGGUCACUAACAUCGCCUGCAGUGUUCACCCGAUGUAGACUUCUCAUAUGUCUUUUAGCGUAUCUCCUCAAGGGGGUGACUCGUCACCUCGAUCUCUUUCUUUCAAAAAAUAUCACGGCGCAUUUGCUGACGUUGCUUCGUCUGCUUGGCCCGGACCCUAACGUGUCAUUUGUCACCCAGAACAUGUCGUUGUCAGCGGUUAUGGAAGAAUCGGUCAAAAAGAGGGCAAAAGCUAUCGGCGCCCCCUUCCUCUCAGGCCCGGAGUUAAUUGCCAUGAUGAAGAUUGGCACACGGGUACGCCGAGGCCCUGACUGGAAAUGGGGCAACCAAGAUGGAAUACCCCCAGGCGAAGGUCGCGUUAUUGGCGAACUGGGCGAUGACGGAUGGAUCCGUAUUCAGUGGGCUACAGGGACGACAAACUCGUAUCGCAUGGGAAAGGACGGUAAGUAUGACCUGAAGCUAGCCGAAGGUCCGGAAAGAUUUUUGCUGGGACAGGUUGGUCCCCAGGCGGACAGCCCUUCCUCGUCUGAGCCCGAUUCGCUGGUCGACGAAGAUACGUAUCAGCCACCCCAACGACCCAUCACGAUGCUGCACACAUCAACUGUUAACCUUCUGCGAGCUCUCCCAUUGGCUGCCGCAGCUUUUCCCGUUCAUGGACAUGGGAGAUUGGCUCCGCAUAAUAUCAGGGCGCUUUCUAAGCUGCUGUAUAAUAUUAUUGCAAGCGGCUUUACAAACAUCUCAGAGAUCACCGAGAAUCGUUGGUUGUUCGAAGAGCAAUGCUACAAGUGGUGCAACUUAAGCUAUGUGCGUGCUUGCUUCGAGAAUCGGGCCUUUUCCGCAAGUCUCGCGACAGCGAUGUGGAUAAAGCUGAUCCUUUCUGUGGUCGCCAAAUUUCAGCCUACAAGCCUUACGUCGCAAAUACAAGCAUUACGUUUGCUAGAGGUGGCAGUGCCCCAUUGGCAGUGUACGGCCGAAGAGCGCACCGGGUUCGUUAAGAAACUACUUCAAGUCGUUGGGACCUGCUUGACAGAGGCGUGCGCGAGAGACCCGACACUGCAGCUCAAAGCUGCCCCUGGAUCUCUCCCUAAAAUACGCGUUUGUCUUACGGCCAGUCACAGCUCGAGUGUUGCUGAAGAAUGUAUUGCCUUGCUGCGCAAACUUAGCGUGCUGCCAGACUGGAUGGAUACGAUAUCAACUUUCCUAACUAACAACAUGACCGCGAUCGUGUGUUCGGCUCAAUUUAAUCACAUGGCUUUCGGGGAAGAUUUCAAACUUGAGCUGGCUUUAUUCGGACUCUUAGGACAGGUGGACUCCCGAUUGCGUUUGGGAUCAUUGGUGGAGCAUGUCGAAUUUUCAGACGAGGACGAGGAAGAAGUGAGCACGGGUACGGUCUGCAAAAUCGGAAUUAAAGGAAAAAUCGGAGUAACAGCAGGGUUUGAACGUAGUACUCACCUCCUAACCAAUCUUCGAGUGUUACCGCCGCCUCCUUUCAAUUUACGAAGCUUCGUCGGUAAAAGCUUCGGAAAUUACCGAAGGACGUGCUUACUACUACGAACCGCUAUCACGUUAACAGAUAUUCCUUCAGGUUCACAACCAGAAGCUGUUAUCCCGAUACAAUAUAUGUAUAGCUUACUGCGAUCUGUCAGCUGUCUUUUAUAUGACCAAUCAACGUUAAGGAAUGCUCUCAAAUGCGAAGAUAUUCUGGAAAGGGUUUUCAGUGUGGCCAUUAGGCCUUCGCCUUUACGGGCUGUUUUCUCCAAACAGGAAAUUGAAACAGCAGUGCUAACCACGAUUCAGCACCUUGUAGGCCAAAUGUUUGCGCCUGUCAAUCCAAUUGAAAGAAGCACUUCGCCGGAGCCCACAACCAGUCGCAAUGUACGAACUCGAAGUGCGCAUUCCAGGCCAAACUCAGCUUUGAUGGCCAGUAUAAAUCAGCCCCAACUACUCGAGAUGGGCUUUUCUCAAAAGAACAUUGAGCAGGCGGUUAAAGCUCUCUUAGUUCAACAAAACGAUAAUGCAACCUGCUUAAUGCAAGGCCUUACCGGGACAAGUCCUAGUCCGGAGAGUAUUGUGUCGUGGCUACUUGAACAUCAGGACCAAUUAUUCGAGAACUACUCAGACCAAGUUGAGGAAUGCGAUUCUAGCUCAUUUGAAGAACAUUCUUCAAGUAGCAGUCUAUCGGAGAUAGACAUGUCCGAUACCCUUACUGGAAUAGCGAAUACUGAGAACAUGUACCGGAGACGUUUUGAGUUCUUUAGUGACCAUGACUAUGCUCGAUAUGUCAAAGACUGCAUUCAGGUCGGCAUGGCAGUGCGGUGCUGCCGGGCUUUUGAAAAUAUCCAGGAAGGCGACGUUGGAGAUGUGGUUAGCUUAGACUUUGACGGCCUGCAUGAUCUUAAUGUCAAGGUGAAUUGGCAGAAGAGAGGAAAUUAUAGCUACUGGGUCCGUUACGUCAAUGUUGAGAUACUUGAAAGUGUCCCCGGAAAAAUCAAGCUCGGCGAUCUAGUCAGAGUGAGGCCAUCGAUAAGUAACCCUCGCUAUCAGUGGGGAUCAGUAACGCACGCGAGUGUCGGUACUCUUGUCGACAUUAAAGGUCAACGGGUGACCGUGUACUUCCACGAGCAGCAUUCAUGGAUUGGGUUAAUGCGAGAAAUCGAGCUAGUCAGCACUAGUCCGUGUGGUGCACGUCGUCUUAGCAGCCGUAUUAGUUGCAAGAAAAAAACGCAAAGCCGUGAAGGCGAGCUAUUCUACGAGCCGACUGAAUGCAUAAAAAAUUUUACCGUGUCCUCAGGAACAAUGACGGCGCACCACCUGUUUGAAACGAAUCAGAAGGCUUGGCAGAGUACUGGGGAGCAAUGCCCCCAUUGGAUUCGUCUAGAGAUGAACGAAAAUGUGGCUAUUGAAAAACUGGCCAUGGACGUAGACCCAGUUGACUUGUCUCACAUGCCAUCGUUUGUCGUGGUGUCAGCCGGCCAAUCGUUACAACAUCUCAAGCCGCUUCAGGAUCUGCUUAUCGGGCCAACAGAUACUAGGGUAACGCUUCUUGAGGAUCAAAGCAAAUACUUCCGCUUUGUCGAAAUUCGUAUCAAACAAUGUCGAAUUGUAGCAAUCGACUGCAAGGUGCUUGGAUUAAUAAUAAUCGGACGUCACAUCCAGUCAACAAACGAUGCGGCGAAUUACCCGUUCCUAGCUCACGAGUCUGACAUUGAAAGCAAAGGGAUUACGACGUCAACAAAUGGAACAUCAGUCAGUGGGCGAGCAGGCCCAACAGGAGUACGAGAAAAUAUCGAGUGCAAAGUCUUCGUGUGGGGCCUGAAUGACAAAGAUCAACUCGGUGGCCUCAAAGGAAGCAAGAUCAAAGAGCCGAGAUACAGCGAAGUCAUUUCAGCCCUUAAACCAGUGGAUAUUGCAGGUGGUUCGAAGAGCCUCUUCAUUGUAUCUCACGACGGCAAAGUGUACGCCUGUGGUGAAGGUACUAAUGGGCGUCUGGGGCUUGGCCAUUCCCACAACGUGGCUACACCUAAACCGCUUGUCGAGUUAAGUGCCUACUUUAUCAAGAAGGUGGCCGUACAUUCUGGAGGACGGCAUUCGCUCGCGCUUACCAUGGACGGAAGAAUCUUCUCAUGGGGUGAAGGAGACGACGGAAAACUAGGCCACGGCGACAAAAUAUCGUACGACAGACCUAAGCUAGUCGAAGCACUAAAAUGCAAACGAAUCAGAGACGUCGCUUGCGGAAGCUCUCACUCGGCAGCGGUAACGUCCAGUGGAGAACUAUAUACGUGGGGCAGUGGCGAAUAUGGACGUCUUGGUCAUGGCGAUAACGUCACGCAAAUGAAACCGAAACAGGUGAUCGCACUGGCCGGCGAACGCGUCGUGCAGGUGGCCUGCGGAAGUCGAGACGCACAGACCCUCGCGCUGACUGAACGUCGUUGGGUGUUUUCUUGGGGAGAUGGAGAUUUUGGAAAACUUGGCCGAGGAGGUAGCAACGGUUCAGCGCUGCCGCAUAAUAUCGACACUCUCAAUGGUCAUCACAUUGUACAAGUGGAGUGUGGAGCGCAGUUUUCGCUGGCGCUAGCAAAGAAUGGCCGCGUUUGGACGUGGGGUAAAGGCGAUUAUUUUCGACUCGGACACGGGUCUGACUCGCAUGUGCGAUGGCCUCAGUUGGUUGAUGAACUGGUAGACAAGGUUGUCGUACAGGUAGCCGUCGGAGCGCUACAUUGUAUCGCAGUUACGGAUCGAGGUGAAGUAUACGCUUGGGGUGAUAACGAUCAUGGACAACAGGGGAAUGGAAACACAACUGUAAACCGAAAGCCAGCUUUGGUCAAAGGUAUUGAGGGGGUUACCAAAGUAGCUUGCGGUUCCUCGCACUCGGUGGCUUGGUUCUCCGCCGACUAUUCCCCACAGAAACUGUAUGAUCCAAUACUGUUUCCAAUUGUCAAAGAUCCUCUUGGGGAGACACUGCUUAUCAAAGAUCAGGCCGGCACGCAAGAUGCUGGCUUAGGUUAUGGCAUUGGCGAGCACGGAGAAAAUCUCUCCCAGGCUUCCGUUCACAAGCAAGGGUCCGCGCGAAUGCAGAUUCAAAUAGAUCGACCAUCACUCAGCAGAAUUUUUCUAUCACUUGACUCGCCCCAGGCGAAGAUCGACGCUCUUCUGCAUGCGGUCCAUGCUCUGCAAAUUCUAACAGCAAGGGAAAUUAUAUUGGCGUCUUUAGCGCCUCAGACGCAGGCUACAACGUUACAAGCGUGCCAGUCAUCUUGUAUGGGGGCGAAUGCGGCCACAGGGUUGUCUCGCGAGCCGUCGCUAUCUCGGUGUGAAAGCAGUGAGCGUAUUCUUUCGCGGGAGCCCAGCGAAGAACCACCAUCAACAACGCUAUCACCAUUGCCAUCUUCGACGAGUCUUUCCUCCCGAGUAUCAGCUGCUAGCGUUUUGGCUGCGGCCACCUUUUCGCCUACUGAUGAAAAGGACACACUCACAGACGCGCAACAAACCGAAGUUGACAACUUCGUGUCUCGAAAUUUAGCUGACAAGACGCGUCAACUCGUGGAUCUUCUUAAGUUAACGUUAUGCGGUAGAGCUCCAUUCAGGGUUGGGGACGGGAUGAAUCCCCGAGAAGGCUGCGAUGUUCUCACGAGUGCCCUUUUGACCCUCGCGACCAGCAAUAUGACUGUGAGAGAGAUGCUGCUUGAAAUGUGCGUCACGGAAAUGGAAUACGUCUGCGUUGACUUUAGGGCGAAUUAUUGUUUCCCGCAGCCGGUGGUUCAAGAAAGCCCACAUCCCUAUAAGGACGACUCGGUUCUGACGGGCAACGUUAAAAUUCCCGGAGCCGACUCGCUUCGGGUUGAAUUUGAUCAGCAAUGUUCGACGGAACGACGCCACGACCCGCUUUAUAUCACAGAUUGGUGCGGUCGAAUUGUAGCAAAUCGUUCCGGUCGCGAGUGGUCCGAUUGGGCUGGGGAACUAGUUAUACCGGGCAACGAGCUUCGCUGGCGAUUCUGCUCCGACGGCAGUGUUAAUGGCUGGGGUUGGAAAUUCACUGUCUAUCCGAUCAUGCUGUCAAACCAUAAAUCACUCUACCAUGAACUAGAAAGCGUCUCGGAUCGAGCCGUCAUUUCGCGGCCGUCGAUCGGACUUGUAGUAUCUCUUCUAAGCUCACCGAAUCAAGUAUUGCUUACAAAAGCUCGUAAAUCUACCGUUCUUCGGCUUGCCGCAGCAUUUGCAUCAUGUGCCCAGCUGAACUAUCUUAGCUCGUCGCAGCGGAUGUGGAUCCUUGAAAAACUCCGCCAGUUGGUCACUUCAACAGCAGGCGGUCGGCGGCUCAAACUCAUGGCACAAAGUCCCAUCAGUCCCACAAUACCGCUUGUUCCAGAGGCGACGGAAGAUUCGGGCGCCAGCCAGACCGAUACAUUGGCCUUCGUUUCACUGCUUAGACAUCUGCCCGAAAUGUUGCUGCGUCAAUACGAGUAUGAAGAACCGCUCGUGCGGUCGGGGAAACAUUUGAUGCACACCCAGUUCUUCAAGGUACUCGUUGCUCUCGCAUGCGAUCUUGAGCUCGAUCAUGUUUGCACCACGGAAGGUCACCGAUGGAGCUGGUUUAAACGCUACUGUACGACAAGCCGUAUCGCACAUGCCUUAAUUAAUCGAAGAGAGUUUCCACCCUAUUUUAUUAAAGAAGUCAAGAGGAAACUUCAGGAACUUUUCCCUGAUGAGCCGUUUGAGGAAAGACUGGGCUUUGACAGUAACACCAUUUUUCGACAGGAGCAGGACGAGCAGCUAAUUCAGUGGGUGAACCGUUGUCCGGAAGAGUGGACUCUAUCGUGGGGCGGUUCCGGGGUUAUUUACGGUUGGGGUCAUAACCAUCGUGGACAGUUGGGUGGAGUCGAAGGCGCCAAGGUGAAGAAAGCAACCGUUUGUGAUGCCCUCACAGCACUCAGACCCGUACAGAUUGUAGGAGGUGAACAGACCCUGUUCGCUCUCACAGGCGACGGAAAAGUAUAUGCGACCGGCUAUGGAGCGGGGGGACGCCUCGGCGUUGGAGGUACCGAAAGCGUCUCAACACCGACACCCAUUGAUGGCCCAUUGACUCAUGUUGUCGUAACGCAAGUAGCUGUCAAUUCAGGGGGCAAACAUUGUUUGGCUCGGACAGAUACUAGCGACGUCUACUCAUGGGGAGAAGGCGACGACGGCAAGCUGGGCCACGGCACGAAAACCCACUGCGAAAAACCGCGACUUAUCGAGGCACUUCGUGGUAAACGUAUUGUAAUGGUUGCAUGUGGAGGUGCGCACUCAGCUGCGAUUUCAGCUUCCGGCUAUCUCUACACUUGGGGCAAAGGAAGGUAUGGUCGAUUGGGUCAUGCUGAUUCUGAGGAUCAGCUAAAGCCGAAGAAGGUCGAGGACUUAAUAGGGCAUAGUGUUGCUGAUGUGGCCUGUGGGAGUGGCGAUGCCCAGACCCUCUGCGUUACACGGGACGGAACCGUUUGGUCUUGGGGUGAUGGCGAUUACGGGAAAUUGGGCCGAGGUGGAAGUGACGGCUGUAAACAGCCUCAAAAAAUCGAUUCACUUCAGAAUGCGGGCGUCAUUAAAGUUGAAUGCGGCUCGCAGUUCUCUGUGGCGCUCACAGCUUCGGGCGUGGUGUACACAUGGGGUAAAGGCGACUACCAUCGACUGGGCCACGGCAACGAGGAACAUGUUCGUCGGCCACAACCGGUUGAAGGCGCGCUUCAGGGAAAACGGGUCGUGCAGAUUGCGGUGGGAUCGCUACACUGCGUUGCCGUUACGGACGAAGGUGAAGUCUAUACAUGGGGCGAUAAUGAUGAGGGCCAAUUGGGCGAUGGCUCAACGAACGCCAUCCAACGGCCGAAACAGGUGGACAGUCUAAAGGGCAAAAAGAUGAAUCGUGUAGCAUGCGGCUCCGCUCAUACUGUGGCUUGGUCCACCUCAAAGGUGCCCCACAAGAGCGUAGGCCAACUGCCUAGUCAGGUUCCAAUGGAAUAUGACCAUUUGAAGGGCAUCGCAAUCUCCGUGGUACGCAGCCGAUAUUGUCUAAUGUAUCUCUUCAACGAAAUGUUCUGUCCAUGUAUUCCGCUGUUGGAUCUCGCACCCGGUUCGGCGUUUAAUUCGCUCAAAGGCUUGUUAAUGCUGAGCGGCAAAGAAGGAUCAUUCCGUAAGGUGGUACAAAACACAAUGGUACGGGAUCGUCAACACGGCCCGGUGGUCGAGCUUAGUCGAAUGAGUAAUUCGCCAUCGAGAAAAACUGUUUUUGCACAGAUGGUUUCCAAGAUAUCGCUGCUGACACCGGAAUGCCUGCUCCUACCACACCGAGUAUGGAAAGUGAAGUUCGUCGGAGAAAGCGUAGACGAUUGCGGUGGAGGCUACAGCGAAAGCAUUGCCGAAAUGUGCGAGGAACUUCAAAAGAACAAUCUAUCAUUAUUAACGUUGACGCCAAAUGGCCGUGAAGAAGCAGGGACCUCUCGAGAUUGUUUCCUAUUUACUCCGCAUGCCACCGGAACAGCUCAGUAUCGGGAUUCGCUGCGAUUUCUGGGAAUACUUAUGGGCAUCGCUAUUCGAACUGGCAGUCCGUUGUCGCUCUCACUAGCUGAACCAAUGUGGAAGUUGCUUACUGGCGACCCACUAAGCGUAUUAGAUCUGAACGAAGUCGAUCGCGAUUACGUACCGGGUCUUAUGUACAUUAGAGAUCUGGACCGGGAGGCAUUUUCGCGGCUCGAAAACAUUCCUUUUAUGACACACUCGUCAGCGGGUCAUCAGGUGGCUUUAAGCUCCAAGUUUAGUCACGUCACCCUGGAAAAUAGAUUCGAAUACAUUCAAUCAGCCAUUAAGUAUCGGCUGCAUGAGUUCGACGAGCAAGCUGCCCUUGUUCGUGAAGGCAUGGCCCGCGUGAUUCCAGUUCCACUUCUUGCUCUAUUUACGGCCCGUGAACUCGAACUCAUGAUUUGCGGUAGUCCAGAUAUUCCCAUCAGUCUCCUGAAAUCAGUCGCUACGUACAAAGGCGUAGAAGUUGACGCUCCUCUGGUCGCUUGGUUCUGGGAAGUUAUGGAAGAACUCUCACAAGAAGAGCGUGGACUAUUUCUUCGUUUCGUGUGGGGUCGUACACGCCUACCGCGAACAAUCGCCGAUUUUCGUGGCCGAGACUUUGUUCUUCAAGUACUUGACAAAUACUCACCAGCGGAUCACUUCUUACCGGAGAGCUAUACAUGCUUCUUCCUAUUGAAGAUGCCUCGUUAUUCGUGUAAACUCGUGCUAAAAGAGAAACUUCGUUACGCCAUCUAUUUCUGCAAAUCAAUUGACACCGACGACUAUGCUCGAGUGGCAAUGGAAGCCGAGGCUAAUGCACCUGCCGCUGCAAAUGGCGGAGCUGAUGAUAAUCUCUCCACCGAGAGUUUUUCCGAGGUAGGAUCGUUUGGUGGAUCCAAUGAACAGCUACACCCGUUUUGGAGCCCCCAACCCUUAAUAUAGCCAACUAGUUAUAUACGGGCUGCAAAGCAUGGUGAUAUUUAGCGUGAGGCUGGAAGGCUGGAAACAACGGAAAGCGAAAAAAGAAUGCUACUUCUUCGCAAAUAUCAGUACGGACAUUAUGUAUGAAUGUUUACUAGGGAGGAUUAUCAUGAUAAAGACAAGAGAGAGGAAACACAAGAACUACUAGUAGAGACAACAAAUCUGUCAAAAAUAGAUUAAAUGCGCUUGAAAUAGUCAAGGAAAAAGGGCCGUCUUAGGCAUUUGAUGACGUUAUGUAUCUGAGUGGCUAGUAUGUAGCUUACGAUGAAGCUACCGGAAAGUUGACCCAGCUCUAUCAGCUUUGCAAUGUAAAUUUGAUAUAGAAGUCUUUGCAAGACGCAGAUGAAUAGCGUGAAAUACUAGAAAAUGAUAUAUGUAUGUGGUGGAACUGUGGCUACACCUAUAGGAACACUCCUAUCAUCACAGUAAUACCACCAAAAAGGAUGGCAUUUGCAUGAAGUUUACAUACAUACUUGAAGUUGCAAAUCUGCGCUACGUACGUAGCAUAAAUAAAAAAUUGCAUGCGUAUAAAGCAACCGUAGUUAAAAUAUAGCUAACAAUAGGGAUAUGAUUGGGUUUAGUGAGUAGCUGUAAAGAUACCGAUAGAAACAAAAAUAAUAACAAUACCAGUAGUAGUACCAUUAGUAACGUAUGCUUAAUACAUAGUUCCUUAGUUAGGCCGAUGUAGGCAGGAAAGUACACGUUCUUGGGUAUGAAAAAUAACAGCAGUUCUAUACUACUUAAUAAAGUAAUGAUAAUAAUAAUAAUAAUAACUAACCAAAGACAAAAAAAAAACUCUUUAAAAGCAAAGGUCUUGCAUGCAUGGCGCAAGUACAUUCUAAUAAAAAUGCAGUCACAAUGGGGAAAGUGCACCAGAUGAAGCUAUUACUCGGAAACGUUAUUACGUUAAAAUGUUGAAUUUGUGUGAUCUGAGAGGAAAAGAGACUUUAUUUCUAUUUUUUUUUGACGUAUUUUAUAUGAAACUUUCCGCUGAACAAGAGACUAUGUGCAAAGCGCCAAGCAGUCUACAGCGAAACUGCCUUUUUUUUUGUUAUAAUUCACUUCCACAGUCUUUUUUCAACCGUCAUCGUGAUUCGGCUACAGCCUGAUGGGUCAGUCGAGAAGCAAUUUAGAAGUCGCUUGAGCUGACAAAUCGAUACAUUUUUUAACUAUACCUCUGAAGUCUCAAAUAGGUUUUAUGUAUGUAAGGAUCGAGGAUAUGUACGGAUUAAUCCUGGGCUGUUUAUAUAUAAGAAUCACUACACUGAUCCACUCUCGGGUAAGUGUUUUUGUCAAUUCAUCAACUUUAGCUAUUUAUCGUGAAUACAGAAUCUGAAUUUUAAGCUAAAUCAAUGG